Molecule: messenger RNA, 3722 nt
Organism: Fukomys damarensis (Damara mole-rat)
Lineage: Eukaryota; Metazoa; Chordata; Mammalia; Rodentia; Bathyergidae
Gene: Zbtb3
Product: zinc finger and BTB domain containing 3
Exons: 2
Coding region: 277-1827 (516 amino acids)
Biological process (GO): regulation of transcription by RNA polymerase II
Cellular component (GO): nucleus
Molecular function (GO): protein binding; DNA-binding transcription factor activity, RNA polymerase II-specific; RNA polymerase II cis-regulatory region sequence-specific DNA binding
Source: RefSeq, a predicted model, not a curated record
GGGGCGGAGCCCGCCCGAGGGCUACUCGGUGGUGGGUGAGGGACGAGCUUUCGCUCUAGUUGCCACCACAGGAGUCCUGGGUCCUUGGAGGGAGAGAGGCAACGGCCCAAGAAGUGCCAGGAGCAAGACGUGGAGGCAUCACCCUAGAGGGCCUAAACGCGAAAGAGAAUCCUACUUGGAGGAGUUGCUGAAAGAUACCAGGCGGCCAUCGAGGAAGCCGAGGCUGGGAGCCACUGGUGGCGACCUUUCCAGGGUGCGUUUUCUUCGUGGGAUGCUAUGGAGUUUCCAGAACACAGUCAACAACUGCUGCAGAGCCUCCGGGAGCAGCGGUCCCAGGGCUUCCUCUGUGACUGCACGGUGAUGGUGGGUAGCACCCAGUUCUUGGCUCACCGGGCCGUGCUGGCCUCCUGUAGCCCUUUCUUCCAGCUUUUUUACAAGGAGCGGGAACUGGACAAGAGGGAUCUGGUGUGUAUUCACAACGAGAUUGUCACUGCCCCGGCCUUUGGGCUGCUGCUGGACUUUAUGUAUGCCGGUCAGCUGGCCCUGCAGGGAGACACUCCCCUGGAGGAUGUCCUGGCGGCUGCCAGCUACCUGCACAUGAAUGACAUAGUCAAAGUGUGUAAGCAGAGGCUGCAGGCCCGGGCCCUGGCAGAGGCUGACAGCACCAAGAAGGAGGAGGAAGCAAGUGCACAGCCCCCUGGCUUGGAGUUCCUGUCCAGCACUUCCCAUGGUCCUCAGCCUUCACUGGCAUCUACUGAAACAUCAGGCCAGUGGGGCAAAGAGGAAUGGAAGAGUCCAGCCACUCCCUUACCUGCUGUUCGUUCUCUAGAGGAGCUACCUGUGGCUGGUGGCGCCGACACCACACAGCCUGGCAUGGAGGUGGAUUCAUCGCACCUGCGGGCAGUGCCCCCACCAGGAGCAGAUGGCUCUGUGUCUCUAGCCAGUCCUAGUAGCUCCACAGAGGCCCUCCCUGCAAACUACUUUCCUUCUGGCCUCCCCACAGUUUCAGUGGAGCCCCUGACUCCCCUUGGCGUGGGUGCUGAGAGCCUGCAGGUGGUGGAGGCUCCAGACCCUGGAGGGCCACUGCAAAGCUUCUACCCUGCAGCACCAGCCCCAGCUCCAGGUGAAGCCGAGUUGGUCCAGGUGAAAGUGGAAGCUAUUGUGAUCUCUGAUGAGGAGACAGAGGUGACUGAGGAACAGCCUCAGGGUCCUGAGAGUCUGUUUUCACCUGCAGGAGCGGUGUUCGGACAGCCCGCCCAGCACCCCCACCCAGCCCAGCCAGCCCAGCCCCAGGCUUUUGAGGAGUCUGGGGGCAUGGGCCUGGAGGAGGUGGGACCAAGUGACCACUUCCUGGCCCCUGAUACUCACCUGCCCUACCACAUACUGCCAGGUCCUGGGCAGUACCCUCGAGGACUGGUGACCUCACCCUUGCCCACACCCCCAGCCUUGCAUGAGUCACUGUAUCCAUCCUCUGAUUUUGAAGGAGCCCCAGGAGGUUUUGGGGUCUUUACUGAGGACGUUCCUACCUGCAAGACCUGUGGGAAGACCUUCUCAUGCUCCUACACACUCCGGCGACACGCCACUGUGCACACUCGAGAGCGGCCCUAUGAGUGCCGUUACUGCCUGCGCAGCUACACCCAGUCAGGGGACCUCUACCGCCACAUCCGCAAGGCGCACAACGAGGACCUGGCCAAGCGCAGCAGAACUGAUCCAGAGGCUGGCUCUGUUCUGGUGGUGCACCCCGCUCCUGCCUCCCCAACAGCAGACAGACAGAACAGCAGUGGAGGAGGGCCUCCCAAAGAAUUUGUGCUUGGCCCUAAAAACUGAUUUCUGAGUGCAGGAACUGUUGCCAGGCUUGCUCUUUGCCUUCUUCGCCUUAGAUGGCAGCACUGAGGUGGGAGGUAUCUCAUUGCUCCAUUUUUUGGGGGGACAGGGUCUUGCUAUGCAGUUCAGGAUGGCCUUGAACUGGCUUUGUAUCCCAGGCUAUCCUCAAAUUCCUAGCAAUCCUCCUGCCUCAGCCUCCUGAAUGCUAGGAUUACAGGUGUGCAUCACAAUGCCCCCCCCCUUUUGAGGCAGAAUCUCACUCUGUAGUCAAGGCUGGCCUUGAAAUCACAGCAAUUCUGCUUCAACUCCCUUGGUGCCCAGCUCAUCUCAUCACUCCUGCUGUGACAGAAUGAAAUUUCUGCGGGGCAGAAAGCUCCUCCUGUCCUUCUCCGUCCUCCAAUCCAGAUAAGCAGGACUUAGGCAGAGCAGGUCUGCCUGGGAGCUCUGGAAGCCUUCGGAGGUGUAGCCACUGCUCCACAUGGUGGAACAUAAAAGCUCCUGUGAAAUGACCUCUGUGAGCUGGUGUCAGCUGCUUUCUUUCAGGAACCUGCGUGUUGUCAUCAUCUCCCCAAUUCUUUUAUCCGACAGCUGUCUUGGGUAGGAGGGUGGGUCUGAUCGCUUAUGAGGAAAAAAAUGAGACAGGCUGAAGUUGUUGUAGGUCUUAUUAGGAAAGGUGUACAAAUCAGGGCAUCUUGGGCUGGGGAUUUAGCUCAGUGGUUCCACUGCCUGCCACACAAGUGCAAGGACCCGAGUUCGAUCCCCAGUACUCAAAACAAAUUAGGGCAUUUUACAUAAUUAUGGCUUGUAAUUGCAUUCUGGGCUAUAUUGUGAUUUUCAUAUAAAUCAUCAUCUAAUCCUCCAUGUUAUGAGGUACUUAUCCCUGCCCCACUUUUUUUAAGACAGGGUCUUGCUGUGUAGUCCAGACUGGCCUUAAAUGCUCUAUGUAGCCCAGGCUGGCUUCGGACUCUUGACUGCCUGCCUCAUCUGAGUGCUGGGAUUACAGAUGUGCACCACCACACCCAACUCCCCCUUUGUAUUUUAGGUGAGAAAACUUGAGGCUCAAAAAAAUACAAGUUAAUUUAUGUUCAGUCACCAGCUGUUUAAGGUCGUCAGGAUGCAGACCUGGCUGUGCCACCAGGUGCCAUUCAUGGCAUGUUUUUUUCUGUCCUUCGGAGCACUUGGCUUUGUUGCUGUCAUUUCUGCUUUCCACAUGAAAGACUCAUGGUUGGCCGUGUUGGCACUGAGCACUGUGUUGAUCCCCGGGCAUCGGCCAAAGUGUGCACUGGACUUUGGCAGAGAGUAAAGUGACUGGCAGGAACUUGGGGCACUGUGCGGUGUGGAAGUGGCAGUGCUUGGGAGAAGCUACAGCCAGUGGCCCUGUGAGCAGCCCUUAUGCUUAUCUAGUCCCACUCCUGCCCUCCAAGUAUGAUGACCACAGCCUGGAGGGUCGCUGAGGUCAGGGGGGCAUCUGCUGACCGUAUACAGGGUUGCUGUGGGGUAGAGGGAAGUGAUGGAGCUGCAGGGCACCCCAGAAACCCCUCUUUACACAUGGGCCUGGCUGUGCGUAAGGAACACAGGGAGAGGUGGAAGUCUGGAGUCUUUUCCCUCUUUGGAUCUGUGUGUCUACUUUCAGCACUCUAGUGCUUCCCAGGAAGGAGACAGAAAUGAGCAGAAAGAUGCAGCUGGGAAAGCUCCUUUGCCAGGACAUCACAGGGAGCAGAAGCCGAUGAUGCCUAAUAUUUUUCACUGCAGAAAGCAGGAAAGCUAAAGCCAGGUCAUGGUGGCACACCCUGUAGUUCCUGCUACUUGGGACGCUGAAGCAGGAUUGAUUAAGCCUAUGAGUUUGAGGCCAGCCUGGGCAACAGCCAGACCCUGUUUCUAAAAAGUUAAAAAAUAUG